AAAAGGAAAAAAAAUAAUCCCAAUCCGAGCCCCCCUCCCUCCCGCCGCCGCCGCCGCCAUGUCCCGCUUCGUGCGGCGCUUCGCCGGCAUCCCGUGGCGCCAGAUCGCCGGGGAGGCCUUCUCCGUCGGCCUGCUAACGGCGCAGGGCCUCUGCGCCGUCCACGUCGUCAGCGAGCACGUCCUCGGCGUCGCCUUCCCGCGGGGCCCCAGCAUGCUGCCGGCGCUCAACAUGGCGGGGGACGUGCUGCUGACCGACAAGGUGAGCCCGCGGCGCGGGUGGGUGGGGCCGGGGGACGUCGUGCUCCUCCUCUCGCCGGAGGACCCGCGCAAGAUCGUCGCCAAGCGCGUGCUCGGGAUGGAGGGCGACGAGGUCACCUACCCCGUCGACGCCGGCAACAGCGAUGCCACCAAGACCGUCGUGGUACCACAAGGUCAUAUUUGGGUGCAGGGUGACAAUAUCUAUUCAUCUAAUGACUCGAGGCAGUUCGGACCGGUGCCUUACGGUCUCGUAAAAGGGAAGAUGUCCUAUCGGAUUUGGCCACCGUCAAGGAUUGGUGCAAUUGAUUCAAAAGAGUAGGACACAGUCAGAGUAUAAGCGACAGUUCAUAUGAUGCAACCAGGCCCUGCAUUUGUUGGUGCACAUUUGAUAAUUCACAAUUUUGGUCCUUGCCCCCCAGAAGCCCCGUUCAGCGAAUCUAUGGCAUGAUUCAAUUGCUGUGUCUCAUGUCGUAACUUAUGUUCUGUGAUGCUUGUAAAGUGAACUAACCUGAUGAAACUACAAGUUCCGGGCAUGGCUGAUGAGCUAUCGUCUUGAUGUUGAGAUUGUAUUAAACUUGUCAUUCUCCUGGACCAAAGCGUGAUCAGUUGUGCAUUGUAACAUUUGCUUAUUGUUAAGGCCGUUUUAAGUGAAAGGAAUUGUGUUA
Molecule: messenger RNA, 923 nt
Organism: Triticum urartu
Lineage: Eukaryota; Viridiplantae; Streptophyta; Magnoliopsida; Poales; Poaceae
Source: RefSeq, a predicted model, not a curated record